AUGCGCCUUCUCUCUCUAGGACUACGCCAUCUCCACUAUCUGCCAUCCGCUUCGCAGCCCCACUCCAAGGGCAGAGAGGGCGAACAGGCCUGCCUCUCUCUCGUCAACUCCUGCACCUCCCUCUCUCACCUUACCCAACUCCACUCCCUCCUCAUCAAAACAUGCCUCAAUUCCAACCUCUUAGUCGUCACUCGCUUCAUCGCCAUUGCCUCCCACCUUUCCGCCAUCGGCUACGCCUCGGCCCUCUUCUCUCGCACCGCCCAUCGCGACACGUUCCUCUUCAACACAAUGAUCCGAGGCCUUUCUCUCUCUGACCACACCGGGCACCAGGGCCUCUCUCUCUUCUCUCUCAUGCUUCGGGAUGGAAUCACACCCAAUAAAUUCACAUUCCCGGUCGCUCUCAAGGCUUGUUCUGGGCUGUCGGAGCCCAUUGUAGUCCCACAACUUCAUAGUUCCAUUGUGAAAUUCGGGUUCAAUUCUGAUCUCCACAUUCAAAACACGUUGAUACAUGCGUACGGGAGUUGUGGUGAUUGUGAUAUGGCGCGCCAAGUGUUCGAUGGAAUGACAAAGGAGGACACGGUGUCAUGGAGUGCUAUGCUCGGUGCAUUUGUGAGGUGUGGUUUCUCUGGAGAUGCAAUCGCACUCUUUCGAGAGAUGCAGGCAUUUGGCGUGGUUCCUGAUGAAAUUACUGUUGUCAGUGUGCUAGGCGCCUGUACUGAUGUUGGUGCAUUAGGGCUUGCCAAUUGGGUCGAGUUGUAUGUAGAGAAGCAGAAUGUGAAGCGCACAAUUCCGCUGUGUAACGCGCUAAUUGACACGUACGCAAAGUGUGGGAGUGUGGAGGAGGCAUGGGGUGUGUUCAACAGGAUGCAGGAGCGUAGCGUGGUGUCGUGGACAGCCAUGAUUGAUGGUCUCGCUUCUCAUGGCAGGGCAACAGAGGCUUUGAUGUUGUUCUCGGAGAUGCAGGGCCCACAUGGGGUCUCUCCAGAUGGCGUAGCGUACUUAGGAGUGCUCUCGGCAUGUAGCCAUGCGGGCCUCGUGGACGAGGGGUGGGCCCACUUUCGAGAAAUGCAAGAAAGAUAUGGUUUAGCCCCUAAGGCCGAGUACUACGGAUGUGUGGUGGACAUGUUGGGUCGGGCAGGGCUCAUCGACGAGGCCUACAGCUUUGUCAAAGAGAUGCCCAUAGAGCCCAACCCUAUCAUAUGGCGAGCUCUUCUCAAUGCAUGUCGCGUACAUGGCAAGCUCGAGUUCACGGAGCAAAUCACCAAGAGGUUAAUCGCCUCAGACCCUACCCAUGGUUCGAAUUAUGUGAUCUUAUCAAACAUUUAUGCAUCCCAAGAGCGAUGGGGCGAUAAAGCUCGUAUUCGUGAUAUGAUGAGUGGUAAGGGCAUAAGGAAAGUUCCUGGAUGUAGCUCGAUCGAGAUCAACAACACGGUCCAUGAGUUUGUUGCCGGGGACAAGGAGCAUUUUGCCAAGCACAUAGAGAUGUAUGGCAUGUUAGAGGAGAUUGGGACACUGUUAAGGAUGGCAGGGCAUGUGCCUCACAAGAGGGAGGUUUUGCUAGACAUAGAUGAGGAAGACAAGGAGGGUGCAUUGCGUUGGCACAGUGAGAAGCUUGCUUUGGCCUUUGGGUUAGUAAGGACCAGGAGGGGAACACCCCUUAGGAUUGUGAAGAACUUGAGGGUUUGUAGGGAUUGUCAUUCAGCUUUUAAAGUGAUAGCUGAGGCUUAUGAGAGAGAGAUUACAGUGAGAGAUGGGAGCCGCUUUCAUCUUUUCAAGGGUGGGUCUUGUUCUUGUAGAGAUUACUGGUAG
Molecule: messenger RNA, 1809 nt
Organism: Amborella trichopoda
Lineage: Eukaryota; Viridiplantae; Streptophyta; Magnoliopsida; Amborellales; Amborellaceae
Source: RefSeq, a predicted model, not a curated record